Molecule: messenger RNA, 4811 nt
Organism: Falco peregrinus (peregrine falcon)
Lineage: Eukaryota; Metazoa; Chordata; Aves; Falconiformes; Falconidae
Gene: REEP3
Product: receptor accessory protein 3
Exons: 8
Coding region: 59-832 (257 amino acids)
Biological process (GO): endoplasmic reticulum tubular network organization
Cellular component (GO): endoplasmic reticulum membrane; endoplasmic reticulum tubular network; cytoplasmic microtubule
Molecular function (GO): microtubule binding
Source: RefSeq, a predicted model, not a curated record
CCGCGGCCAUUGGGGCCCGGGCUGGCGGAGGGAACGCGCAGCCGCCGCGGCCGCCGCGAUGGUCUCCUGGAUGAUUUCGCGGGCCGUCGUGCUGGUGUUUGGGAUGCUGUAUCCUGCAUAUUACUCAUACAAAGCUGUGAAGACAAAAAAUGUGAAGGAGUAUGUUCGCUGGAUGAUGUAUUGGAUUGUGUUUGCUCUUUACACAGUCACUGAAACAGUAACUGACCUAACAAUCUCUUGGUUUCCACUGUACUAUGAACUGAAGAUAGCUUUUGUUAUUUGGCUUCUUUCCCCAUAUACUAGAGGGGCAAGUUUAAUCUACAGAAAAUUUCUCCAUCCACUUCUUUCUUCUAAAGAAAGGGAGAUUGAUGAGUACAUCGUACAAGCCAAAGAAAGAGGCUAUGAGACCAUGGUGAAUUUUGGAAGACAAGGGUUGAAUUUGGCAGCAACUGCUGCAGUGACAGCAGCUGUAAAGAGUCAAGGUGCGAUAACUGAGAAACUGAGAAGUUUCAGUAUGCAUGAUUUGACUACUAUACAAGGAGAUGAGCCAGUAGGACAGAGACCCUAUCAGGCAUUACCAGAUGCAAAAAAGAAAAUCAGAGCCUCUGCAAGUGAAUCUUCAGGUUACAAAACUCCACUGGAAAAAAAUCCCGGAGAUGAUAAAACAGAUGAAGAGAUGGAGGGGACACACUCGGAGGAUGAAAUGAUUGCUCAGAGAGGCCUUCGAAGAACUCAGAGUAUGAAAUCUGUGAAAACUAUUAAAGGCCGUAAAGAGAUACGGUAUGGAUCACUGAAAUACAGAGUAAAGAAGAGAACUGCUGUUUACUUCUAGGUGUAUUGCACAAUGCCUGCGAGACAAACUGCUGUAUAAUAAUAACUUGAAUUCGGUGUGUCAAGGAUCUGUAUAUGAUUCUUAGAAUGAGUAUAUAUGAAUAGAUAUGGUAGGACUUGGUUUUAUGAACCUAAGUGGUCAGAUAAAGUAUUACUCUGCUUUUCUGUAAUUGCUUAUUGUUUAGACUUAAAUCUGGAAAAGUUACAGUAUGAAUUUCAGCACUCCUUAAACAGGAGUUAAAUGAGUAACAGGAAGCAGCUUUUUUUCAGAGGAACUGAACAGGUCAAAAUAAUUACAAUUCCAAUUGAAUUAGCAGAAGCUGUAAGUAUUUGGAACUUGUGAAAAGUGAACCCAUAGUCAGUCCCCAAGUUUACGUGAAAAUAUAGGUAUACUUGAAAUAUUUUUCUGAACUACAGUUCGUGAAAAGCCUUUUUGUGUAAUUUAAAAACAUACAGUUUAAUAAAGGACAGUAGAUGGUGGGGAAGGGAAGACGAAGUUGAUACGGUACAUCCUUAAGACCAUCUUCUUGCAUUGUAUUGCCAAGCUUAACAAACAUAUAUAAUACUAAUAGGUGCAAACUAGGGGGUACACAUAGCACUGUAUGCAAAACUGUAUAGUUUUGCACACUUACUGAUUUAUAGCUGCACAUGUCAUUUUAGUGACUUCUUAGGUAGGUUAGACUUAUCUUUUGAAUGCCAGCAAUUCUUGUAUUCGAUUAUCUCUUUUUAAUUUAUCAUGAUUACUUAAGUACGCUAAGUAUGCUGUAGAUAAUUGCUACUAACACUUAACGAUAUUAUCAGGUGCCUUUCUAUGUAUACAAGGCUGUGUGGUUUUUUUGUCUGUGGUUUGGUCUUUUGUUUUCUUCUUCUUUUUUGUUGUUGUUUUGUGUCUUUAUUUCUCCUUCACCUAGAGAGAUGUAACAUGAUUUAAGUCAACUUUUGGUUAAAAUUGUGGUAAGUAAAACUUGUUAGUAAUACCAGUGAUAGACCUCAGGGAUCUGAUCAGCCCAUCGGUUGUGUAUUUUAAGUCAUGCUGACACAAAGGCAUGUGUGAUAGCUUAUUCAGGCCCUGGUUUGGUUUUGCUCUGCAUUGCUUUAAGAAUGUGUGUGUGUGUGUGUAUAAAUAUAUAUAUAAAAGAACAUGUAUGUGUGUAUAUUUCAUAUCAUGUGUAGAUUCUAAAAUUGGCUGUGUACUACUUUCUUCUAUUGCUGAAGUUGUUACUAAAAUAUUUACAUACAAAUAGCUUUUUAUAAAGGUCUAGCUGAUUUAGUCAGCCAUUUUAUAACCUAGAGUCCUAUGGCAUAACUGUUUGCACAGGGACUAAUUUUGAAAUGUCAUUCAAGGCAGGGACUUGUCAAAAUGACUAUUUGAGUCCCCUUUGAUUCUAUUUUCUGCAAUUCUGAGAAUUAGGCUGUUUUAGUUUUCUUUCUACUCUGGAUUUAGGGAGAAAACACCCACUUUCUGUAGAUAGUAUUUUAUUACUUGGCAUGGGGAGAGGUGGUUUUACUUUUCUUGAAGAGAAAAUGGCGUGCGAUUCCCUCUUAGCCUUGGAUCUUGGACUUCAAUCCUUAGACCUUCCCCCAGGUGUGACGGUCUACUGCAGCGCUUCUGAAGGUAUUCUUAAACCUUGGGCUUGCUGCAGUUCUUUUUCUUGUAUGUAUAUGACAUCUAUAGCAGGUGUCCUGCUGUUAGGCACUUCAUGACCAGUUAAUGUACACUGGCGUUAGAAGUAGCCUGCCGUAGGCUUUGGGCCAGGGUUUGAACUGUAUGGAUAAAAAUGCAGCUGGUCUGUGUUGGCAUUGCGUUCCUUGCUAUUGUAGGCGUUUGUAAGCCAAGUGCAAAGCCCUGGUCAGGUAUAACAGUACUGAUGGCACAGUGCUUUUAGCGUCUCCGAGGAAGCUAAAUGCUUUAGUCAGAAGUUGCAACAGUCCAUACGUGAUUAAACGGCCAAAGCUUGCGUCCCUGUACUGGAAAAUGCGGUUUUGUAUGGUAAGACAGGAAGGCUGCUCUCUCCCAAAUGAGUAGAGGGCAAAAAUCCCAUCCUCUAACCUAAACUGCAACUUGUGAUCGAGCUUUUACAGGGAGCUGUUGUCUGGGGGGGAGGCAGUGGUCAGAAAGGAGCUUCUCCCCCAGGCCUGUUUCAUCACUUGUGCCCCAGGGAUGUCUCUGCUUCUCACCCGUUUCCCUGAACGCACAGAAAGGCUGGCUUGUGUUGUGAGGUAUGUAAGACGUCAGAGGAAACAGGCUUUUGUAUCUGUGUCUCACCCUCUCUGAAAAUUAGACUAAGCUGGCCCUUGGGUGGAAUCUCUAAAUCUCACUCUCCAGUUGAGCAUCCUCCUCGAGCAUUUGCUGCCACAUCUUGGCUUUAACUCAUCAUGUUUAUUUUAUCGGCAAUAAAACUGUCAUCUUCCUACAAACCAGAAUCCUGCAUGAAGGAGCAGGGUAAGCCCUUCUUUCAGAAUUACAGUUCCUGUUACAGGCCCGUGUAGAUCCUGCUUUGGGGGUCGUGUGCUUUUCGCAUUUCCAAGGCUAGAAGUCAUUCGAGUAGUUUAGGCUCUACCACGCUCGUGGUCAGUAAGUUGCUCGACAUGCCACUAUGUACUGGAGGCUGUAACUUCCAGCAGACUUAACUUGCUAAUUAAGCAGUGACAAAGGCUAAAUAAAUUCUCCUUUUUCUGAACGAUGCAUGACACUGGGAAAGCUAGCAGUGUUAUUCAUAUUCAUUACUUUUUCCAUAUGAAUGUCCUUGUGUUCUCUCAGAUACUGUCUUAAGUGAUAAAACUUCCCGUGUUGUCCUAGCUGGCUUUUUCAGCCUAACAUUCAACCAUAAAAUUCUUUCCUUGACAGCUUGAUUUUGCUCUUUGAAUUUAUCCUGAAACUGGUUCACUGUAUGAUCUUAAUUCCCACCCCCCCGCCUUGCUGUUCAUGGUCAGCUGGUGCUUGGUAGGGCACAAUGGCGUGAUUAGCUUUCAUCCCAACAAUACGUGUUUCUUUCUGCUUGUGGAAUUCAGUUGAGUUUGGUUUUGAUAUAUCGCAUAAUCUUGUUAAACUUUGCGUACAGGGAAUUUUUAAACUUUUUUGCCUUAGCAACUGCAGAAGUGAUCUGUCUAGCUCUUGCCAGUAAACUUCUUGGGGAAAAAAAUUAAAAAUAAAAAUUGAACAUUCUUUUUGGUUUUGGAACGUAAAGAGUAGAACAUGUCAAAUUACAUCAUCUUAUGAAUAAAGCGUUUCCUGAGAACUGACUGACUGCCACCAACAGGAUCGCUAAUAUAGUUAAAGGAAAACUUAGAGAGAGGUUAAAGGCACUUUAAAAAGAGAGUAUGUAUUUCGUGUUAAAUCAUGUAAAGGUUUCAGGCCUUUCCAAAAUGUAGCUGGACUGACUCAGAUUUCUUAGCAAGAGCCUACUGUACGUGUUAAAAUACACAGUUUGAGAUGAGGAUUCAAUUGAUGGCCUCAGCUGCAAAUAAGUUUAGGUCAGACUGAUUACAAGGUAAUUGCCAAUACUAGCUACUUAAUGCUAAUUGCUUUGCUAUGUGAAAGUAAGUGAAUAUUAUCCAAGACACUUUUUGCAAACCAUAAUGAAUUUUAAAAUGAACAGAGGAUAAUUUGGUUAAAUGGAGCGGUGGAGUAAAUGCUAGAUGCAUUUUACACGCUGUUCAUGACAAAAGAUGUGUUUUAUUUUUGGUGUUGCUUUUAUUAAUAGAAAGUUGGUAUUUUUAAGUAUUUUUCUACAAACGUGUAUGUGCAAAGGCAAUACUGUAACAUUUUUCAAGAACUCGUAUUUUUAAAUGCUACAGACCAGAGACUGUCUACAUUGAGACUGAAGUUAGUAGCUUUACAAAAAUGCAAUGUAAGCUUUAAUUUUUAUAUUGUAAUAAUAACUUGCUGUCAACUUGUUUACAUAUUUGUAGGAGGGAAAGCUUCAUUAUUCAUUGACUUAUCUUGAUAAUAUCUUUAAUAAAUGCUGCUUUGAGCAGGA